Messenger RNA from Knipowitschia caucasica, 1467 nucleotides. The record is from the annotation of a GenBank genome assembly. NCBI's taxonomy places the organism in Eukaryota, Metazoa, Chordata, Actinopteri, Gobiiformes, Gobiidae.
AUGGACGUCCUCACGCACUACGUAGGACGGCACGCCCUGCUCUGGCUGCACACGCCAUCACGUCGCCUUACGUGCGGCAGGCGCUCCGGUUUCCUGGCGGAGAAGAUGGCGGCUCCUGGACCGGGGGAGUAUUUCAGCGUCGGGAGCCAUGUCUCUUGCCUCACCUGCUUGGGCCAACGACUCAAUGGAGAAGUGGUCGCGUUUGAUUAUCAGUCCAAGAUGUUAACUCUGAAAUGUGCUUCCUCCAGUGGAAAGCCAAACCUUAACGACGUCAUCCUGAUCAACUUAGCCUAUGUUUCUGCUGUGGACGUUAUUAAUGAACGCACCGAGACUCCUCCUCCUCUAGCAUCUCUGAAUGUUAGCAAGCUUGCCAAUCGAGCACGGACAGAAAAGGAGGACAAGCUGUCCCAAGCCUAUGCAAUCAGUGCUGGGGUUUCUGCGGAGGGCCAACAGCUAUUCCAGACUAUUCACAAAACCAUCAAAGACUGCAAAUGGCAGGAGAAGAACAUUAUUGUGAUGGACGACGUCGUAAUCUCACCGCCUUACCAGGCCGAGAACUGCAAGGGCAAAGAGGGAAGCGCUUUAAGUCAUGUACGCAAAAUAGUUGAGAAACAUUUUAGAGACUUGGAAAUCCCUUUAAGCAACGAUUCCAGAACCAUGAAUGUUGCAUUGGCCCUGGUCGUCCUGGGGCAGUCUGCUGUAGGCUUUAAGAUGUGUCCGGUCCACUGCCUUUGCUACGAGGAGUCUGAUUUGGUGGCUUGUCAGUCGAGGGGUUUGUCCAGCGUCCCGUCCGCAGUGCCACAUGGGACCUGGCUCCUGGAUCUCAGCGGGAACAAGAUCACACAGCUGCAGAGGCGCUCCUUUGGGGGGCUGUGGUCUCUCAGAAUCCUCCUCAUCUCAAACAACAGCCUCCAGACUCUACACCCACAGUCUCUGACAUCGCUGGAGUUUCUGGAGCGCUUGGACUUGAGUCAGAACCAUCUCAAAACACUACCUUCAGACUUUUCUAAAAAACUGUUCUCACUCCAAGAGCUCUUGCUGAACCACAACCUCCUGCGUCUCUUGGACCCCACUUCCAUGAUGGACCUAGAAAACCUCCGCAAACUGGACCUGAGUUAUAACCAGAUCGUGUCUCUGGAAGUCGGAUUGUUCAACAGCCUAUCUCGCCUCGACUACCUCAACCUGGAGGGAAAUCAGUUAAAAGUCAGAGUUUUUGGCAAGAUCCAGUACGUUAAGCAUUUGCACGUUGUAGAUUACGGGGACAUAAUCUGCCACGCGCCCCCUCAGCUGGCAGGGAGCUCGCUGACCUCCAUAGACAGCAAGUUGUGCAUGGCAGAAACGGCGUCUGUUCUGAUCAUCACCAUCACUGUGCUGCUGGCGGUGUUCGGGGCGCUGGUGAAAGCUGAACGCAAUCAGAAGAACAAGCAGAGUCAAAAUGAUUCGGAGGAAGAGAAGCAGGAUAAAUGA